Spirometra erinaceieuropaei is the source of this 252-nucleotide messenger RNA. The record is from the annotation of a GenBank genome assembly. NCBI's taxonomy places the organism in Eukaryota, Metazoa, Platyhelminthes, Cestoda, Diphyllobothriidea, Diphyllobothriidae.
AUGGAGACGGAGCCGAUACGCACAUUUCCCACUUGCGUGGGAGAUGGCGAAUGGACGAUUGUGGUGGAUGAUGAUGAUGAUGAUGACGAUGACGACGACGACGACGACGAUGAUGAUGAUGAUGAUGAUGAUGAUGAUGAUGAUGAUGAUGAUGAUGAUGAUGAUGAUGAUGAUGAUGAUGAUGAUGAUGAUGAUGAUGAUGAUGAUGAUGAUGAUGCGCGAUGUAUGUUGAUGAUGCGCGAUGUAUGUUGA